CCCCGCAGUUGGCGAGGGAAACCUGUAACCAUAGAAUUGGGCCCUAAUUUUAUGACCUAGGAGUUGUGCUGGAAUAAUAACAAAGCCAUGCCUAAUUUACAUUUAGUACAGAACGUGUGAAUUGUUUAGACCUUUUUCGAGAAUGAAGUUUCCGCAGUGAAUGUUCUUAAAAGACUGCAACCUAGCUUUCAUGACCCAUGUGAACGCUAAUACCCUGAGCCAUCUAUAACAUAGUUUCUGAAGGUAAUACGCAGUAGCUUGUAACACAGACUUGUGCCUCUGCUGUAUGGAACUAUCACCACUCACCUACAUCCUUGGUUCUGUAUUGCUGAUCCCAAGCGGAGAGUCUCCUGUAGGUUGGGUGGUGGUAGACUUACCUUUGGGAAUACAAGGGUCUGAUUUCUAUUCCUUUUGGCAUUAUAAAGUUCUGAACAGCCACAGUGAAUAAUAGAGUAACCAGUCUGCCCUCUGAGGUGGUUAGUUGUGUUAUAAGUAGUAGUAUCCUCUAGAUCAGGUGUAUUUUUAAUGAAUGAGUGAUCAUUUACCAAAAUGUAUUAUCUACUUUUCUUCUCUCUACCUCUCUCCCUCCUUAGGAGACAUUUUAGACCUACAGGUCUAUUAUCCCUGGGAAUUCCUUUCCAGCUCUCCUUGCAGAACAGUUGUAUUCCCUCUAAUAACAUCUGGAGUUACCUACUGGGUGAUCAAGUUUUUGCAGCAGCUGGGUGUCUGGCCAAAAUGCAUCAACAGCUACACCCUUCUUGUAGCACCUCGCCUUCUCCUCACCACCUUUUCUUUCAUACUUGACUAUACUGUGUAUCGGGUAGCUCCAUUCUGGGGAGCAGAUCGGUGGAACGCACUCAUUCUUCUUGCUGGAUCCUAUAUCACACUUGUGUUUUUCACACGGACAUUUACCAACACACUUGAAGGACUUUUCUUUGCCCUGCUUAUGUUACUAGCAUCUGCAAGAGAGUCUGACACCUGUCUGGCAAAACAUACUCGUAGCAGUCUCAUAGGGAUUAUAACAGCGUCCGGGUUUUUCAACAGGCCAACUUUUUUGGCAUUUGCUUUAAUGCCACUCCUUUAUUGGACAGGCCUAAAUGUCACUCCUCAGCACAGCUUUAGAGCUAUUGCAAACCACUUCUUGAAUCUUGUUCCUAGCGCAACUCUCACUGCCUUUAUUUUCGUAGCAGCUGACACACUAUAUUUUACCACCUUUCAAUCAAAGGAUAGCUCAAACAGUACUGAAAAGGUCAAACCAUUCAGCAUUACAGCUAUAGUAAACCAGAAUAUAAUUGUAACCCCUUUUAAUUUUCUUAGUUAUAACCUUAAUCCCCAUAACCUUGCACAGCAUGGGAGCCAUCCACGAGUCACUCAUUUUGCAGUCAAUGGGCUAAUCCUCUUUGGGAUCCUACACAUUCUGGCCAUCAGUGUUGGUUUGAAAAUGCUAAGGAGAUGCAUCCAUCCAUUAUCAUGGAUCAAACCGCAUGGUCAUCAGUCAUCCACAGUGUUGGUGCAUCCUGAGAGCAAGCUAGCACUACUCUCAUUCUAUUUUGUUCCUUUGGUAUUUCUUUCCCUGUUCAGUCACCAAGAACCUCGAUUUCUUAUUCCUCUGAUCCUACCACUAGUCCUAUUAAUUACAUCACACAAUAGAACCAUAAAGUGGAAACCCAUUAUCAUCAUUUUCAAUGUUCUUGGUGCCUUUGUGUUUGGGUGCUUACACCAAGGAGGGUUGAUCCCAUGCCUGGCUCAUUUAGAACAGCUCAUACAUUCUCCAGAGUCUUUGAGCCAUGGAGCACAUUAUACUCUCCUCUUUGCUCACACUUACAUGCCUCCCAGGUUUCUGCUGAAUAUCAGUAAGAAAGAUCCACAAAUAGAAGUGAUCGAUAUGGCUGGGACUGAGCUACAAACCUUCUGCCAAACACUAGAACACCUAGCAAACACCUGCGGUGGUACACAAACCGAGAGAAAAGCAGCUUGCAAACUGUUUGUUAUUACUCCUGGAACAAUCAGCACAAACGUAAAAAAAUGUGGUGUUUUGUUCAAGAAUGAGACCUUAAUAUUUCCACACUUGACAAUGGAAGAUCCACCACAACUGUCAUUUCUGUUCAGUGACAAAUGGAAAAGUCAGUUAGGACUAUCCAUCCUUCAGCUGGACAGAAAUCAACAGAGCAUUUAGGGAUUUUAUUUAUCUUUUUAGGUAUUUAAUGUUGUGCUGAAGAAAGUUGCAGGAUCAGUGAUUCUGGAGACUGAAGUCCUCUUUUUAUUCACAGACCCACGUACAUCCCAGGCAGUGGUAAUGCAAGCUUCUCCCAUGUUGUUUCUCCCAUUACCUUCACCACCAUGCAUUACACCUCUUUUGGAUGGACUCAGUUUAGGUGUGUUAGUUGUUCAUUCUUCAUGAACUGAGGACAGUUUUAAAACCAGGAUAAUUUUCCUGUGGACAGAGAACUAGAUCAGCUGAUAAACAGAUGCUGAAGAUGUCUAUAACAAAACACCUAUCAUGUUGUUCAGGGUCAUCUCUUCUCUCGGGUAUAUGGUUGAUUUGUUGAGUUUUGUUCUCUUUUUGAGUUCUACUGUGUCACAUGCAUUAAUGAACUUAGCAUCCAGAAGCUCAUCAGAGUCGUUAGGGCAGAUUACACUCAUGAUGCAGUAUUUUUUCAUAUGCGAGCACCAUCAUCAUAGCACUAUGUAUAGUAACAAAAAUAUGUCCUCUCAGAGGACAGGACUGUGCAAAAGGGAUUGGAAUGAAUAUGGUCUGUUCCAUCUAAAACACCAGUGUUACAACCAGAACAAAGAAAAGGAAAUUAAGUUAGUUUAUGGUACCAAGUUUUAACAGGAAAUUUGGCAGACUACAUAGUCACAGAAGAUGCCCUUACCUGGCAGUUCAUUCCCUGUGAAAAAAGCUUUUUAUAUUGUAGAAGUUUAUUUUUUCCCCUCUGAUUAUGGACAUGCAUAUAGGCUGUAUUUCAUUUUCUAGUGCGGCUUUCAUGUUUUAUAUUACAGAACAUGCUCUGAAGGUAUCAUGAUAGUGCACCAAAUGUAUUUUUCGGUGAGUUCCCUUGCCUAUGCUGCUAAUUAUUUCUGUAAAUAAUUUUGUUCAGUGCAUUCUGUGCCAAAUUUGUAAAGUGGUUAUUAUGCCCUCUUUAAUGUUUAUAUCUUAAUGUAGUGAAGACCCUUACAGAAAAUAUAAAGUAUUUAUAAUGUUAGUACUUACACAAUCCGUAGUACCACAGCAUCCUAGUAGACCUCGUAACUGUUUUGUGACACAGAAGGUAGUUAUCUCCAUGGCGUACUAUGAUCAUGGGACUUUUUACGGGCAGCCUGUGGCAAAACCAGGAACAGAAUUUGGAUCUCUUCCAUGCCUGCUUAUCCCCUUAAACUCAGGGGGUGUUUUAGGUAUUCGAGGCAUGCAGAACAACAUUGUGGGUAUCAGGUAUAAUCUUGUUAUCCUGAAGAGUGCAAAAUUAUUUCUGAGUAUACCACAGGAAUUACCACACUCAGCACUGAGGAAUUACCAUUGGAGCACUGAGGUCCAGGGAAAAGUUGCAGAGCAAUUUAAGAUAUUUUGCUAUGGAUCCACAGCUGUGAGUUUGAGUCUCACUCUGGACUUGUACUGAAGGCCACUUCCAGUUGACCUACCAAUUAACCGUUGCCUCAUCCUUCACAGAUCAUGGAAUCUGCUCAGUACAGCCAAGUAACAGACCUCAGCAUCUGACACCACUAGGCCCUUCCUAAACUGCAAGAACCACUUUGUACAGCUCUACAAGAAACUGUUUAUCAGAGGUGUCAUAUAAUAUGUCCACAAUGCUUUAACCAUGAGAUGACUCACCAGUGCUUGAAGCUGAAAAGCCAAAUUGUUAUUGUUCUCAAGUCAAAUGAAAGGUUGUGUAACCCUCAAUAAAAAGGAGUAACACG
Alligator sinensis (Chinese alligator) is the source of this 3915-nucleotide messenger RNA. RefSeq names its product phosphatidylinositol glycan anchor biosynthesis class Z (gene PIGZ). Bases 530 to 2176 code for a protein of 548 amino acids. The record is from RefSeq and is a predicted model, not a curated record. The transcript is spliced from 2 exons. Gene Ontology annotation, molecular function: alpha-1,2-mannosyltransferase activity. Gene Ontology annotation, cellular component: endoplasmic reticulum membrane. NCBI's taxonomy places the organism in Eukaryota, Metazoa, Chordata, Crocodylia, Alligatoridae. Gene Ontology annotation, biological process: GPI anchor biosynthetic process.